This is a messenger RNA of Ascoidea rubescens DSM 1968, 1485 nucleotides long. Its product is annotated as class II fructose-bisphosphate aldolase. The transcript has a single exon. Gene Ontology annotation, biological process: glycolytic process; gluconeogenesis. The coding region runs from base 120 to 1202 and encodes 360 amino acids. Lineage: Eukaryota; Fungi; Ascomycota; Saccharomycetes; Ascoideales; Ascoideaceae. Gene Ontology annotation, cellular component: cytosol. The record is from RefSeq and is a predicted model, not a curated record. Gene Ontology annotation, molecular function: zinc ion binding; fructose-bisphosphate aldolase activity.
CUCUCUUUUGAUACAAUACCAAUAUAUAUCUUUCCCUAGAUCUUUGUUUCUUUCCUGCUCUUCUUACUCUACAAUCUUACCUUCAAUUCUACUCAACUAUCUACAAUAUUUUCACUACAAUGGCUGUUCAAGACGUUUUAUCAAGAAAAUCUGGUGUCAUCGUUGGUGAUGAUGUUCGUGCCUUAUUCGAUUAUGCCCAAAAAAAGGGUUUCGCUAUUCCUGCCAUCAACGUAACUUCAUCCUCGACUGUUGUUGCUGCUUUGGAAGCUGCCAAAGACAACAAUUCUCCAAUCAUCUUACAAACCUCUCAAGGUGGUGCUGCUUACUUUGCUGGUAAGGGUGUUUCCAACAAGGACCAAUUUGCUUCCAUUCAAGGUUCCAUUGCUGCUGCUCACUAUAUCAGAUCAAUUGCUCCUGCUUAUGGCAUUCCAGUCAUCUUACACACAGACCACUGUGCUAAAAAAUUAUUGCAAUGGUACGACGGCAUGUUAGAAGCCGAUGAAGAUUACUUUAAGAAAACUGGUGAGCCCUUAUGGUCUUCCCACAUGUUGGAUUUAUCUGCUGAAAACGAUGAUGAAAACAUUUCAACCUGUGUCAAAUAUUUCAAAAGAAUGUCUAAAAUGAACCAAUGGUUGGAAAUGGAAAUUGGUAUUACUGGUGGUGAAGAAGAUGGUGUUGAUAACGAAAACGCUGAUAAGGAUUCUUUGUACACCUCUCCAGAGACUGUAUUUGCUGUUCACGAAGCCUUAGCCCCAAUCUCUCCAAACUUCUCAAUUGCUGCUGCUUUCGGUAACGUUCAUGGUGUUUACAAACCAGGUAACGUUGUCCUCACUCCUUCAAUCUUAGGCGACCAUCAAGCUUUCGCUAAAUCAAAGAUCAACUCACCUAGCACUCACCCAUUAUACUUGGUCUUCCAUGGUGGUUCAGGUUCAACUCAAUCCGAAUUCGAUACUGCCAUCAAGAAUGGUGUUGUGAAAGUCAAUCUUGAUACAGAUUGUCAAUAUGCCUACUUAACUGGUAUCAGAGACUACGUCUUAAACAAACAACCUUACAUCUCUUCUAUGGUUGGUAAUCCAGAAGGUGAUGAUAAACCAAAUAAAAAAUACUUUGAUCCUAGAGUUUGGGUAAGAGAAGGUGAAAAGACCAUGUCAAAAAGAAUUGCUGAAGCUUUGUCUGUUUUCCACACCAAAGAUCAAUUAUAAUUUCUAGAUCAAUGCUCUUUUAAGUAUAUAAUCAUAUACGACCGAAAUAUCAUAAUAUAAAUAUAAUAAUAUUCUACAAUUUGACAACUUCUCCUUUGUCUAUCUUGUUUUUUUCUUUUAAAAAUAUCCCACAUAUAUUAUAAAUUCUUUAAAUAUACAUAAAAGAGUAUAUGGACAAAUUUUAUGUAAAAGAUUAUAUAAUCAAACAAUAAACAGUAAUAAAUAAGUAAUAAAUAAAUAAUAAAGUAAUAAAAUAAAUAAAUAAAUAAUAAAUAAAAUAAAU